Anthostomella pinea is the source of this 672-nucleotide messenger RNA. Lineage: Eukaryota; Fungi; Ascomycota; Sordariomycetes; Xylariales; Xylariaceae. The record is from the annotation of a GenBank genome assembly.
AUGCAUCUGCCGCCGCUGGAGUCGCGGGACGACGACUUCUACAUCCAAAUGAGUGCCAUGCGCGACACCACCCCGGCCCCGGCCCCGGCCUUCCAGGAUCCGCUGCACGAUGUCUUCGGCUCAGACCCCGACCCGGAUCUGGCUGCCGCAGAUAUCUCGAUGGAUACGAGGAGACUGCAGACUCAGCACACCACCGUAGGCUACCGCGAGGGUAUCACAGCCGGCAAGUCCGAGAGCAUCCAGGCCGGCUUCGACAGCGGCUUCAGCCUAGGCGCCAACAUCGGGCUCAAGGCCGGACAACUGCUCGGUCUCCUCGAGGGCAUCCCCGCCGCCCUGGCCGAGGGCGCCCAUUCCACGCAUGCAAAUCGACUUCUCGCCGAUGCGCGGACCGAGCUCAGUACGGACAAGAUCUUUGACGAGGAGUACUGGGCGCCCGAUGGCAGUUGGAGAUACGCUAUCACGGGCUCAGACGGGAGUGGCCAGCCCACAUCUGAAGACGUCGCCAACGAACACCCUCUGAUCUUGAAGUGGAGCCGAGUCGUCGAGCAAGAAAUGCGGACUUGGAGCAUAGACCCGUCUCUUCCCAUUCUCAAAGGUUACGCGCCUGUGGAGGAAGAAGGCGACGCGAUAUCAGCUAAGAAGGCGACGCCUCGGGAGGUCGUCGAUUGGUGA